AUGAUGGCUUCCGUUUUCACAUCAAGCAAAACAAUCAACGUUUGUCCUUUCCUUAAUGGAGAUGUGGAAAACCCAGAAGUCAAUGCAAACAAUACAUGGAUUCAACCCAAUGUGCCCAGCAAAUGCACAUGGGAACUAGGAAAACCCACCUCCAAGUCUCCUCAUAGCUUUGUGCCUUUACAGAAAGAACCAAAGAUACUGUCAAAUAUUUUGCAGAAAAUUGGACACACACCAAUGAUCCGUGUCAACAAGAUUGCCAAAGCCUAUGGGCUGAAGUGUGAGCUCUUAGCCAAGUGUGAGUAUUUCAAUGCUGGUGGGAGUGUGAAGGAUCGAAUCGCCAUAAGGAUGAUAGAAGAUGCAGAAAAAGCUGGUGUUCUAAAACCAGGAGACACACUUAUUGAGCCUACAUCAGGAAACACAGGGAUCGGCCUGGCCCUGGUUGCUGCUGUGAAGGGCUACCGCUGCAUCAUUGUCAUGCCGGAGAAAAUGAGCAUGGAGAAGGUAGAUAUCCUGAAAGCCCUGGGGGCAGAGAUUGUAAGAACUCCAUGCACAAGGUAUGAUGCCCCAGAAUCCAAUGUCCGUGUUGCAUGGAAACUGAAAAAUGAAAUCCCAAACUCACAUAUUUUGGAUCAGUAUCGAAAUCCGGGCAACCCACUGGCACACUACGACACCACGGCAGAAGAGAUUCUGGAGCAAUGCGACGGCAAAGUUGAUAUGUUUGUGGCCGGAGCUGGCACAGGAGGUACCAUCACUGGAAUGGCAAGAAAGCUGAAGGAGAAAUGUCCUGGAUGCAAAAUCGUUGGAGUAGAUCCAGAUGGCUCCAUUGUUGCACUGCCCAGUUCCCUGAACACCAUUUCAGCAGAUGAAACAACAAUGGAGGUAGAAGGGAUUGGUCACGACUUUAUCCCAACAGUCCUGGACAGAUCUGUGGUAGAUGAGUGGAGCAAGAGCAAUGACACAGAUUCCUUUCUUAUGGCUCGUAGACUGAUUCGCGAGGAAGGCUUGCUUUGUGGAGGUAGUUCGGGAAGUGCAAUGGCUGCAGCUGUGAAAGUUGCCAAGCAGUUAAAAGAGGGUCAACGCUGCGUUGUCCUUUUACCCGACUCUGUGAGAAACUACAUGUCAAAGUUUUUAAAUGACAAAUGGAUGGUCAAGAGUGGAUUUCUAAAGGAUGUUCAAGAACAUUACCCUUGGUGGUGGAAUAUCAAGGUGCAGAAGCUGAACCUCUUAGCUCCUCUGACUCUUCUCCCAGAUGUGAACUGUCAAAAAGCAAUUGAAAUCCUCCGUGAAAAGAGAUAUGACCAGGCACCAGUUGUUGCUGAAUCAGGCCUCAUCUUGGGAAUGGUAACUCUCAGCAACAUCCUCUCUUCAAUCCUGGCAGGAAGUGCCCAGUUCUCAGACCCAGUCAUGAAGAUCACCUACCAGCAGUUCUCCAAGAUCAACCUAGAUGAUACCCUUGGAAAACUUUCACAAAUCCUGGAAAAUGAUCACUUUGCCAUUGUUGUGCAUGAGCUGGAACAAUACAAUGCAGAUGGCAGUUCCUUCAUGAAACAGAUGAUAUUUGGUGUGGCCACAGCUGUUGACCUUCUCAGCUUUGUAACUCCAAAGAACAAGAGCCAGGAGUUUAAAGACGAAAUGCUCAAAGCAGCUUCUUCCACAAUAAUUUUCUCCAUGGCAGAAUCAGAAAAAAAUAACUGA
Varanus komodoensis (Komodo dragon) is the source of this 1695-nucleotide messenger RNA. RefSeq names its product cystathionine beta-synthase-like. NCBI's taxonomy places the organism in Eukaryota, Metazoa, Chordata, Lepidosauria, Squamata, Varanidae. Gene Ontology annotation, cellular component: cytoplasm. The transcript has 15 exons. The record is from RefSeq and is a predicted model, not a curated record. The coding region runs from base 1 to 1695 and encodes 564 amino acids. Gene Ontology annotation, molecular function: cysteine synthase activity; cystathionine beta-synthase activity.